AAGUAAACAGAGGUUUUUGUUAUAUGGCCCGCGUAGUUAUCAUUUUCCGGCCAUCUGCGGUCAUCUAAAUACUCAUACAUAUUAUUAAUUCAAAACGAUGAUGAUACUAAGACGGCGGCCGUUCUUGAUCGGCGUGGUAAUCGUGAUGGCUUUUGGACUCGCGGUUUACUUGAGGCUUUGGACCAUUGAUUUUCAAAUUUCAUCCAUUGAAACCGAUUUACUGCGAAGGGAGUUUGAUCUUGCAAAUAAGGAAGCGGUUGAUGAGUCUGCAGAGUGGAGGCUCAGAUUCGAUGAGGCCGAAGAACGAGCUACCAAGUGUACUAAGGAGCUCAAAAGAGUUAAGGAGACUCUUCAGGAUUAUAGUGCUUCCAGUAUGAAGAAAAGGCUAGAUAUGUUGCAGAAGGAGAAUAUAAACUUGUUGGAAAGGGUUGAGAAUUUGAAACAAGAGCUUGAAGCUGAGAAGCUGAAGUGUAGUAUGCAGAAAAAUGUAACCAUGUAAAUGUUUUGAGAUAGAUGAUGUGAACCUUCGCAUUUUUGACCAAAUAUAUAUUCAAGUUAUUGCUGCUUAUCAGCCUCAAA
This is a messenger RNA of Erigeron canadensis, 579 nucleotides long. RefSeq lists its product as uncharacterized. The record is from RefSeq and is a predicted model, not a curated record. The transcript is spliced from 4 exons. Bases 98 to 499 code for a protein of 133 amino acids. Lineage: Eukaryota; Viridiplantae; Streptophyta; Magnoliopsida; Asterales; Asteraceae.